ACUGAACUCCCCCUCUCUUUGGUCACUCCAAUAGACUCGGACACACACACGCACACUCGCUAUCUAGAUCUCAAAAUUAUGAAGAUUAUUUCCAGAAAAAUCAUCUUCCGUGAUUCAAUUCUUUCACUUGAUCUAUGUUUCUUCAAGUCCAGACGAAGAAGAAGAAGAAGAAUACCAUUGACAUUUACAAAUGGCUUGUAUGAAGCUUGGCACAAAACCUGAUAUAUUUCGCCUUGAAGACCAUACAUGGCAGUGUACCAGUGGGCUUCCAAGUGAUGUCACAAUUGAGAUUGGAGAAACAUCAUUUAAUCUCCACAAGUUUCCUCUGAUUUCAAGAAGUGGGCUAUUAGCAAAGCUAAUAGGAGACAAUCCUGAUGAAGAUGGCCCAAUUUGUAGUGUCCAUCUGAAUGACAUACCUGGUGGAUGUAAAGCAUUUGAACUUAUAGCCAAAUUUUGUUAUUGCAUAAAGCUAGAACUCACUUCCCACAAUGUUAUCAGCCUUCGAUGUGCUUCAGACUACCUCCAAAUGACAGAUGAUUAUGGAGAAGAAAACCUAAUCACACAAACAGAGACCUUCCUACAACAAGUGUUCACCACCUGGUCAGACACCAUGGAUGCUCUUGAAAGCUGUGAAGAAGUUCUUUCAGAUGCAGAAGAUCUCAACCUCAUCUCACGCUGCAUAGAUUCUUUAGCUAUAAAAGCUUGUUCAGGUCAGAACCCAUACAACCCCCCUCCCACUGCCACGUCACCAGUCAAUAACAUCACACAGACCUCUAUAAUCUGGAAUGGAGUUCCCACCUCAAAUAAACCACAUACAUUCGGUGAUGACUGGUGGUAUAAAGAUGUCUCCUUUCUUGGUUUACAUUUAUAUAAACGACUGAUUCAGGCCAUGGAGUCUCAAGGCAUGAAAGCUGAAACAAUAGCGGGUUCUCUUGUGGGGUAUGCGAAGAAAUACAUCCCAUUAAUGAACAGACAAUCAAGUUUCAACGAUGCAAGCCAUUCAAAACCAGUUUCUGCGCCUUCAGCAGCAGAUCAAAGGGCAUUAUUGGAAGAAAUUGUUGAGUUGCUUCCGAACAGAAAACGGAUUGUUGGCACUAAGUUUCUUAUCAGACUCCUUCGCACUGCGUUGGUGUUACACGUGUCUCCAUCUUGUAGGGAAAAUCUUGAGAAACGGGUCGGAGCCCAGUUGGAUUCAGCUGUUUUAGAUGAUAUAUUGAUACCGAAUCAAGGAUUUAACUCUGUUGAUACUCUGUAUGACAUCGAUUGUUUUCAAAGGAUUCUUGAUUACUUCAUGUCCAUGGCCAUGGAUACAACUAGCACACAGUGUUCUCCGUGUAUAAUCGAAGAAGGGUUAGAAGAUGUUCCCCAAUCUUUGACUUCCUUGACAUCUGUCGCCAAUCUUGUUGACUCGUUUCUUUCUGACGUGGCGGCUGACGUUAACAUGAAGCUAUCAAAGUUCCAAUCGCUCGCGGGUGCUGUUCCCGAUUACGCCCGCCCUCAAUCCGAUGGGAUUUAUCGUGCAUUGGAUAUCUUUUUAAAGGCGCAUCCAUGGCUGACAGACUGUGAGCGAGAGCAGAUCUGCAGACUGAUGAACAUUCAGAAACUGUCGUUGGAUGCGAGUACUCAUGCGGCUCAGAAUGAGAGGCUUCCUCUUCGUGUUAUUGUUCAGGUUCUGUUUUUUGAACAGUUACGGCUGCGGACGUCGAUCGCCGGGUGGUUUUUUGUAUCGGAAAACCUUGAGAACCCGCAGUCGCAGGAUCAAAUGAACAAUAACAAAAACGAUGGUGAAGUUGUUAGAUCGCAGGGGAUCGGAGAGGUGAGGGAGCGUGUUGUUGAGCUUGAAAGGGAGUGUGAGAAUAUGAAGUAUGAAAUGAGGAAAAUGGUGAAGAAGAAGAGAAGUUGGAAUUUUUUUUGCAAGCGAAGAAGACAUCGACGUAUGUAG
Lactuca virosa is the source of this 1942-nucleotide messenger RNA. NCBI's taxonomy places the organism in Eukaryota, Viridiplantae, Streptophyta, Magnoliopsida, Asterales, Asteraceae. The record is from the annotation of a GenBank genome assembly.